Messenger RNA from Stylophora pistillata, 2748 nucleotides. Its product is annotated as histamine H2 receptor. Gene Ontology annotation, biological process: G protein-coupled receptor signaling pathway. The record is from RefSeq and is a predicted model, not a curated record. Gene Ontology annotation, molecular function: G protein-coupled receptor activity. Lineage: Eukaryota; Metazoa; Cnidaria; Anthozoa; Scleractinia; Pocilloporidae. Gene Ontology annotation, cellular component: membrane.
ACUAAAAAUUUUGGUAGAACCCUACAUUAAUUUUUAUAUGGAUUGAGUGCUGGGGUGCUAAAAUGCAUCUCAAAAACUCGUCGUUUAUCAGUCUGCAUUGAUCGUCGAUGAAUCAAAAUGUCUUUCGUGCGGUUGUGGGUGAAGUUAUUGUUUUGGUUAAUAGUGGCAACAAAAGUGAGUCUAUUAUUUUGCCGGUUUUCUUUUUCUAGAAUAAUAAUUGUCACGAACAGGUGUCGAAAUCAGAAGCUAGCACAAGGGUUUGUGUUUGGUAACACAUUAACAAAGGAUCACUGUAUUUUGUUCUCUAAGUUUUGUUCAUUCUGGGUUUAGAUAAAAGAGGUUCAAAUUUUAUAUAGUGCUCCCAUAAAAAACAUCUCGGUGAUAUCAAUGUUUACUCAGUAACACGCAAAUCUCAGAGACAGGAGAUUACGUUACCGAAUCAGUCUUUUAAAAACCCAUCCUCAAGCUCACGUGUUUCGAAGCGGAAAUCAAUUCGCACCAAUCAGAGAUUUAAAUUCUUGGAAACAUUAAUUUCCGAGCAAAUAAUUUUGAAAUACUACAUCUUUGAAGUGUCCCAAAUAAUUUACUUGCAAGUCAAGUUUUCAAACGCGAAGGCUGAGUGAUGUCCGACAACUGAGUAUUACUCCUUGACGACUGUUUGCUUAGACGAAUUUGGUCAGCAGAAAAAGAGACACAAUCUGUGGCAGCUGGAUUCAAGGAGAGGAGGAAAUAUGUGGAGUAAAAUGCACAAUUCAAGCACGCCGACUUCUUUACCACCGACAGCGUGUUACCAUCUUCACCCGUUGGUGAUUAAUACCGUGCGUUAUGAGCCAGACAACAAAACCAGUGCUGUGACUGUAUUUACCUGUGCAUUUAUGGCAUUGGCAUGUCCUUGUGCAAUUGUCGCAAAUGUCAUGGUCUUCCUUGGUGUUUUGAGAAAACCGGAGCUACGAAACAUUUACAAUACUUCCAUUCUAUUUCUCGCUACCUCCGAUUUGUUAACUGGCCUGAUAACGCAUCCUUCGUUCAUUGCAUAUCAAGGAAGCAAGUUGACGAAACCCGAGCAAGAUUUCUCCUGUAUCGCUCUGGUCAUAUAUUCGUACACAAAUUUUAUGUUCACUGGCUUGUCUGUGAUAACAAUAAUUCUUAUGACAUUGGAAAGAUAUCUAGCCAUAUUUCAACCUUACAAAUAUCAAGCCUUCGUUACCAAGCGCCGUCUCGUUACAACAAUUUCUCUCGUUUGGGUCAUAUGGGUCACAUUUAUAACACUCGUACGAUUUUCUCCGGGAGCGCGCUCGGGUUUAUUUGGUGUUAUAGCCGGGGUAUUAUUAGUACCUUGUAUUUUACUGACAAUGUUUGUGUACUGUAAAGUUUACUGUCUAACUCGACGGAUUCGUGUGUCAAUAGGUCAUGAGUUAACAACGCCAAGAAACGCCGCGGAUAUUCAAGAGACGAAAUCGUCAAGAACAGUUGCUUACUUAGCUGGCGCGGUUGUGGUUUGUUUCUUGCCGACAAUUGCAGUCAUAAUAAUUCAGGAGACAAACGCGAUUGAUGCGAAUUAUUUCUUUCACUUGCUGUAUCCUCUCACUGAAUCGGCUGUCCUGUUGACGCCCGUAUUUGACCCUGUUAUUUACAUGCUCCGAAGUAGCAAAUUGAAAGCAAGUCUCCGCGAGUUGUUGCGAGACCGAGUGUUGUAUACACAGCCGACCAGCAGAACAAGGGCGACUACUUUAUCAACGGGAUUAAACUUGGAGAUGACAGUGCGAUCAUAAAACAUGACACAAUAUAUGUUUAAUCAGGAGCACAAAGUAUUUUUAAAGCAAGAGGAGAAAUCGAUGUUAUUUUUUCUUCCUUGGAAGGUCUCUGUACGGACGAGAUUGGUUUAGGUGGAAGUCACGCCUUGCAGAACUUCGUAACAAAUUAAGCAAAUUUAUUAUGUCAAAUUGUGGCGGAAUCUUUAAACUAAUGUGUUGUGUAGCAGUUCACGCAGAUCUGGAGAAUUGUUUUGAUUGUUAAAUGCUAAUGAUCUAAGCUUUCUUCUACUUUUAAUUUCAAGCUAUCUACACUCGUCUUUUAAGCAGAUAUUAGCUAAACUGCGAGAUUCCUUUCUUAAUUUAGGAGAUGAAAACCCUUACAUUAAUGAGUUAAGCGGAUUUAAGAAGUCUACGUCAAAGUUUAAUCAAAACGAAUCAACUUUACCGAAAAUUGCGCAGUUGUUAUGGUAAAUGGUUCUUGUUUGCAUGUCGUUUCGUUUUAAUAUUUCAUCAGUUAUUUGCACUCUGCAAGGUAUAGCGACUGUUAUGUGAAAGAUCGUUUCUUCUUCAAAUCGAUGCCUUCUUUUAACUCAACCUUCUUUUAGAUUUCUCUCACGGAAGUAUAAAUUGUGUCUGAGAACAAAAUAAGUUAAAUAACACGUUGAAUAAAUUAGGGACGCCUAAAAAAUACACAAGUAUUGUUUAUACGAACAUUGUACGUAAGUUAUUGAUUCACAACAAAUUCAUCAUUGUCUAGAUUAAGAAAGCUGCAUGAUACCUGGUUCUCUGACUUUGAGCUUUUCAUUUAACAAAUAGUUGCAUUACCCUUCAAACUACUCAAAGAAAAUUACAAAGAGAUCCGGAAGAAUAAUCACAUAUCAUAUUAAGUGCUCAAGCUAUCCCUGAUCAAAUUGCAUUAGCUAUUAAUUUUAACGAUGCCCAGCCGUUAAAGGAUUGUAAUUUUGUUCACACGAUUAUAUCAGCAUGAUUUUAA